Aspergillus versicolor CBS 583.65 is the source of this 996-nucleotide messenger RNA. Its product is annotated as amidohydrolase family protein. Gene Ontology annotation, biological process: secondary metabolic process. Gene Ontology annotation, molecular function: hydrolase activity; carboxy-lyase activity. Lineage: Eukaryota; Fungi; Ascomycota; Eurotiomycetes; Eurotiales; Aspergillaceae. The record is from RefSeq and is a predicted model, not a curated record. Bases 1 to 996 code for a protein of 331 amino acids. Gene Ontology annotation, cellular component: cytosol; cytoplasm. The transcript has 3 exons.
AUGUCGUCAACAUCGAGCCCCCAGGCCAAGAUUGAUACCCACCACCACUUCAUUCCAGAUUUCUACAGAAAAGCGGUCGAAAAUGCCGGCGGAGACCCCUCCGGCUUCCCAACACCACAAUGGACCCCCUCGUCCGAUCAAGCAGCCAUGCAGACAAACGGGAUAAGAACAUCCAUCCUAUCCAUAACAUCUCCAGGCCCCGUAAUCGCCGGCAGCGACGCAGCCGCACGCACUUUAGCCCGUCAAGCCAACGAAUACGCCGCGUCCCUGCGCGACAAGCACCCAGCCCAAUACGGCUUCUUCGCUGCCAUGCCCAACCUCCUCGACACGCAGGGCUCGCUCGCGGAAAUCAAAUACGCCUUCGACGUCCUCAACGCCGACGGCGUCACCCUUUUUACUAGAUACGGCGAGAAGAAUCAGUACCUCGGACAUCCCGAGUAUAUCCCCAUCUGGGAGGAGCUGGAUGCGCGCCGGGCAGUUGUCUUCAUCCACCCGACUCACCCUAUCGAUCCGCAUAGGGUGAACCACCUUUUCGCGCAGUCGACUGUGGACUAUCCGCAUGAGACGACUCGGGCGGCGGUGGAUUUGAUCUCGACGGGUACGAAGCGGAGGUUUUCGAAGUGUAAGGUGAUUCUAUCUCAUGCCGGUGGGACGCUGCCCUGGCUUAUUUCGAGGGUUACGCCCUCGCUACGCGAGGUGGAGGUUCCCGAGGGGAUCAAGUCUUAUGAAGAGUGGAUGGAGGAUUUUAGGUCUUUUUAUUUUGAUCUUGCGUUGUCGAGCUCGCCGUUGAUUUUGGCUGCGCUUUUGGCUGCUGUCCAGCAUGAUCGGAUUCUCUAUGGGUCUGACUCGCCGUAUGCACCGGCGGAUAAGAUUGCUCGCUUCAAGGUUGAUCUGGAUGAUUAUCCAUUGGAUGCAGGGCUCAGGGACAAGAUUUACUUCAAGAAUGCGCUGGCUAUAUUGCCCCGAUUGGCCCAGUAUUCUGCAUCUCAGUCUUAA